CCACUCACAGCUGUUGUAAUUUGUUUUCUGUCCCACUGGUACUGUUGGCAAGUAUUGGAACCUUCUUUUACGGCUGCAACCUUCUGCUACUGUUGCUUAUCUACUUGAAGAAAAAGAGCUGGAAGAAACCUAUUUAUGACACUUCUGCUGCAAGGAAAGAGCUCUUGGUUUCGGGAUUAAAUAUCAUGAACAAUACAGAAAAGACCAGUAUGAAUAAAGAGUGGAGUGAAGAUGACAGAAUCUCUUCAGAAAUCUUGAAAAGGAAAUGGAUACCUAAUAUAAUCAAAAGCAUACCUUGGGAGUUCUUCAGAUUUGUAGGGCAUGAAAUUAAAAUCACAGAGAGCAUGGACUGCUAUGGAGCUUAAGUAUGGCCUUCGGCUUUAGUUCGGUGAUAUUACCUGGAAACCAACCAACCAGAGUGUAAUCUCAUUGACAGAAACGUUAUUGAAAUCGGAGCUGGAACGGGACUAGUGUCCAUUGUUACUAGUGUACUGGGUGCCUAUGUGACUGCCACUGACCUGCCUCAUUUACUGGGAAAUUUACAGUAUAAUAUAUCUAAAAACACAAAAAUGCGAAGCAAACAUGAGCCACAGGUGAAGGAACGUAGCUGGGGAGUGGAUUUAGAAAAAAACUUCCCACGAUCAGAGUGUCAUUAUGAUUACAUUCUGGCAGCUGAUGUUGUGUACAGCCAUCCUUAUCUGGAAGAACUACUGAUGACUUUUGAUCAUUUGUGUCAAGAUGACACAAUCAUUCUGUGGACCAUGAAAUUCAGGCUUGAAAAAGAAAACAAUUUUGUGGAAAAAUUCAAGUAUAUAUUUGAUGUUGAAGUUAUAUACAACCUUCCAAGUUUACAAAUAAAACUGUACAGAGCAACGUGGAAAAUAAGUAGCAGGCUCAGAAAGGAAACCUGAGGUCUACUGCUUGUACCUGUGAAAUAAAAAAGUUAAAUUUAA
Callorhinchus milii (elephant shark) is the source of this 953-nucleotide messenger RNA. Its product is annotated as putative methyltransferase-like protein 21E pseudogene. Gene Ontology annotation, biological process: peptidyl-lysine methylation. Gene Ontology annotation, cellular component: cytoplasm; cytosol. NCBI's taxonomy places the organism in Eukaryota, Metazoa, Chordata, Chondrichthyes, Chimaeriformes, Callorhinchidae. The transcript has 5 exons. The record is from RefSeq and is a predicted model, not a curated record. Gene Ontology annotation, molecular function: protein-lysine N-methyltransferase activity.